This is a messenger RNA of Paramecium pentaurelia, 1899 nucleotides long. The record is from the annotation of a GenBank genome assembly. Lineage: Eukaryota; Ciliophora; Oligohymenophorea; Peniculida; Parameciidae.
GAUGGCUAGAGGAUAAGAAGUUAAAGUCUUGCCUGAAGAGAAGGAUGCAUUAGAGAAAGUAAGGAAAGUAGUGUAGAUGAUGAUUGCUAAUGGGAGCAUUGAUUUUAUUGUGAUUUUAAAAUUGAUUCAAUAGAAAAAGGUUUUCAUUAAUUAAAUUGCAACCGAAUUAUAUAAGUAUCUUUUUUUGAUAUAUUAAAGUAUAACUAAACAAUAUUUAAAAGAGAAAAACGUAGUCUAAUUGAUCUUCUUAAUUGAUUACAUUUGCAAGAGUGAUUUAAAAGAUUUCAAAAUAGCUAUCAAAUCCUACAUAGUCAAACUAUUCGUCAAAGUGUAUCAGAAUUAGAAGGAAUUUGGAUGUGAUCUAUUAAAAUUGAAAACAGUAUUUAAAAGCUGGGUAUCCAUUUCUUUUAUAAAUAGUUCCACAUCUUUCCAUUACCUACAUUAAUCGAAAUUAGCAAUAAAGUUCAAUAAGAAUUAAAGGAGGACUUGGACUUUUUGCCUAAUGAAAAAUUAGAAGAGCUCAAGAAGUUUUACAAAAGUCUAAAUGUUAGUGGAUAUGAGCCAUUCUUAAAUGUAAUGAAUUUUAAUAAUCUCUUUAGGGAACCUACAAAAGACCAGCUGGAACUAAGAGACCAAUGGAAGAUUAGGUUGUUAAGAAGGUUAAACCAGAAUAAAAAUAUUAAUAAACUUAAAGAAUUAAUUUAGAUUCUUAACAAUAACAAUAAUAAUAAAAAUAAAUUAAUCAGCCAUAAAUACAAUAAACAUUAUAAAGCCAUCAAUAAGUUCAUCCAUAUUAAUAAACUAUUCAAAAUAUUCAUAAUUAAAAUAAUCAAACAUCUGCUUCUUAAUAAUAUAGAAACCUCCAACCUUCCCAGAUUAUUACUUAUGCACCUUCAAAUUCUCUGUCAACUAAUUAUCCAUAUUUAAACCCUUAUUAUUAAAAUUAGUUUUCUUAAAUUCCUUAAGCUACAAAUUUGAGUCACCCCCUCUCUCAACCUACACCUCAAUAACAAUAAUAACCUCAACAAUAGCGUCAACCUUAACAACCCUAAAAUAUAAAUAAUAUGCCAUUUACUUAAAUUAAUUAACCAUAAACUUCAAAAUAAGGAAAUAUUCAAUAUUAGCAAUAAUAAUAACAAUAGUAUUAAUAGUAAUAAUAAUAAUAAUAGCAAUAAUAGUAAUAAUAAUAAUAGUAAUAAUAAUAAUAAUAAUAGUAAUAAUAAUAAUAAUAAUAGUAAUAAUAAUAAUUUUCACUAAAUAAUUAAAAAUAAUUAAAUAUUCCAAUAGAUCCUAAUUAAACUACGACAGUAUUUGGUUCAUUAUUCUAGUAUUUUUCAGAGUAACUAUAAAUUAAACAUGACUUGGUUAAUAAAGAAGCAGUUAAAGAUUUUCUAAAGUAAUUGAAUGAAAUAAUAUGUUACUAGAAAAUAAAUUCCAUCUUCAGAGUUGCUUUCAAAUCCUAAUCGUUAUGGAACUUUAAUAAAAUGCCCAACUUGCUUUAUGAGAUUCAGAAACUAGAGUGCUUAUAUUUAACAUUUGAAUAAUCAUGCAAGUUAUCAAUUAGAAAAAUUAAGAGAAGAUUAGAAGAAAGAAGUUCAAAUGAGUUGCUCUAGUGAAGUAAUACUCUUUUUUUUAAUAUAGGAAUGGAUGUCAUCGACAUAAACAAUAAAGGAAAAUAAAAAUUAAGAAAAAAGUUAUUCUAUUGAUCUAGAUAAAUUGAAUAAUCAAAACUGUGCAUUUUGCUUAGAGAAAUUUUAAGGUCGCUGGGAUUCAAAAAAUUGUAAAUGGAUUUAUGAAAACGUCAGAAAUUUCAUUUUAGAAUCAAAUGAUUUCGAUGAUCCUUAAUUAAUUUCGAUACACUAAAAAUGUAAUGAAGUUUUGAAUGAAAUAAAUGCUUGA